Messenger RNA from Loxodonta africana (African savanna elephant), 5291 nucleotides. RefSeq names its product ADAMTS like 4 (gene ADAMTSL4). Gene Ontology annotation, biological process: extracellular matrix organization; proteolysis. The transcript is spliced from 17 exons. Lineage: Eukaryota; Metazoa; Chordata; Mammalia; Proboscidea; Elephantidae. The record is from RefSeq and is a predicted model, not a curated record. Gene Ontology annotation, molecular function: metalloendopeptidase activity. Gene Ontology annotation, cellular component: extracellular matrix. The coding region runs from base 1126 to 4365 and encodes 1079 amino acids.
GCUUUAAGGUGGGGAGGGUUCCAACCCCCACUUCCCCAACCCUCAAAGCUAGACUUCAGGGAGAACUUCCUGAAUCUUGAGAAUGAUAGGCCUGUGAUUGGGGAGCAAGGGCAGCCCUGGCAGCCUCUCUCCUCAGGUUCUCCUAGCCUGUCACAGUUGCACAUGAAACAAGCCCUCAUUGAACCAGUCCAGGAUCCUGGCACCCAGUCCAUUAACUCAUUGCCAUUGAGUCAAUUUCAACUCAUGGCAACCUCGUAUGUUAGAGCAGAACUGUUCCAUAGGGUUUUCUUGGCUGUCAUCUUUAUGGAAGCAGAUGACCAGGACUUUCUUCCACAGUGCUGCUGGGUGGGUUCAGACUGUCAACUCUGAGGUUUGUAGUCAGGCACAGACCGUUUGUGCCAUUCAGGGACCUCUGGCCAGAGUGGAGCGUAAAUCGCAGUGGGAAAAUCAUCUGUUUCUCUUGAGAUUAAACCAUCAACCCACUUAGUUUAUCCCUUGGCUCGAAAGUUUUUGAGGCAGGCAGAGAUGUGCCUGACUGUUCCAUAAGGAGCUUAGCUAAGAAGGAAAGAAAAAGCUGGGAGGUAGGAAACAGAGAUGGCUGGGGAGGCUCUUGUUUCUGGAAAACCCAAGGGGCUCCUUGUCAGAUCCUCAGAGGGGACGUCUGGCAUAUCCUCACCUGAGCCUCCUUCCUCAACUUUCCAGGUACCCCUAGGGGGCAGGAGGGAGACCCAGAUGAAACCCAUAUUAAGAAAACUCUGUGCUGGCCUAGAAACACCCAAGUUGGGUCUAGGGAGGAGUCAGAGGUUCCUACAGGGCCAGGGGGAGGGGACUGAGCCAAUACUUGGGAGGCUGAGGUCAGACCCCCACCCUCUAGCUUCAGCAGAUGGACAAAGGCAGUAUGACUCCCUGCUCCCACCCUUAGAAUCAUAAAAAGGUGGGCCAGUCUCUCCCACCCCUCCAUCUUCACUCUGAGACAGCCUUCUGAGGGCUCAUCCAUCCCGACGCCCCAGCUCUCUGAAGACUGAAGUAACCACGAGGCUUCCCUCCCCUCCACGCCCAGAUGCCUGAGUAGUGCAUUUACCUCCAGUCCCCUUCUCCCUAGCCCUGGGCAAUCAGGGAGAAGUGAUGGAGAAGUGGGCCGGCAGGCCCUGGCUCUGUCUGAUGCUGCUUCUGUCCCUCCCUCAGCUCUGCCUGGAUCAGGAGGUGUUGUCUGGACACUCUCUUCAUACACCCCCAGAGGAAGGCCAGGGCCCUGAGGGCGUCUGGGGACCUUGGGACCAGUGGGCCUCUUGUUCCCAGCCCUGUGGGGUGGGGGUGCAGCGCAGGAGCAGGAUAUGUCAGCUCCCCACAGCUCAACUCCACCCAGGCCUGCCCCUCCCACCCCGGCCCCCAAGACAUCCAGAACCCCAACCUCCUCGGGGUCAGGGCCCCAGGCCCCAGGCUUCCCGAAAAACCCUCCCCUUGUACAGACCAGAGCCUCGGGGAAGAGGUGGCCCACUUCAAAGUCCAGCUUCCCAGCUUGGGAGAGAGGAGACCCAAGAGAGUCAAGGAGCCCGGAGGUCCCGGGUUCGAGACCCCAUCAAGCCAGGGAUGUUUGGUUACGGGAGAGUGCCCUUUGCCUUGCCAUUGCAUCGGAACCGCAGGCACCCCCAGAGACCACCCAGAUCUGAGCUUCCCCAGACCUCUUUUAGAGGAGAAGCUCCCCUUCCAUCCCUGACUCCAGGAGCAGAAACAUCCUCCCCAAACCAGACCCCUCAAACUCAGCUCCCCACUAUAGAACUGUCUGCCCAUACCCAGUCCCCCCCAGCAGAGCCCCCAAAUUCCACGAUUUCUCAGACAGAGGUGCCAUCCCGAGCCAGGCCUGCCGCCUCAGGACCACACCCCAGAAACCAGGCCUCUGACACAGAGCCCCUCUUGCCCACCCCCUUUCCAGGAGGAAGUAUCUCCUUUCAUGUGUCCCCUCAGCCAAGAGUGCCAAAUCCCCAGAGGCAGGCCAGUCCCCAGGUAGUAGGGAGACGCCCUAAUCCUUUAACCACUGUCCCUCGGGGCCGAGGCCAGCAGAGCUGGGAGCAUUGGAGACCCGGGGGGAGUCUUCCUGGGUUUCAUAUGGAGCCUGCCCCUCACCACCCGAACGGCUGGCUGCCUCUCCUGAGUGCUGGCCCUCACUCCAGCUCCCGCUGGAGCCUCUUUGCUCCCAGUAGCCCUGUCCCAAGAUGUUCUGGAGAGAAUGAGCAGCUGCGAGCCUGCAGCCAGGCGCCCUGCCCCCCUGAGCAGCCAGACCCCCGGGCCCUGCAGUGUGCAGCCUUUGACUCCCAGGAAUUCAUGGGCCAGCUGUACCAAUGGGAGCCCUUCACUGAAGUUCAGGGCUCCCAACGCUGCGAACUGAACUGCCGCCCCCGUGGCUUCCGGUUUUAUGUCCGUCACACGGAAAAAGUCCAGGAUGGGACUCUCUGUCAGCCUGGCGCCCUAGACAUCUGUGUGGCCGGCCGCUGUCUGGUGAGGGCUGGGAGCCCCGGCUGUGAUGGGAUCCUCGGCUCUGGCCGGCAUCCAGAUGGUUGUGGCGUCUGUGGGGGUGAUGAGUCUACCUGUCGUGUCAUUUCGGGGAACCUCACUGACCGGGGGGGCCCCCUGGGCUAUCAGAAGAUCCUCUUGAUUCCUGCUGGAGCCUCCCGGCUGCACAUUGCCCAGCUCCAGCCCAGCGCCAAUUACCUUGCACUUCGAGGCCCUGGAGGCCGGUCCAUCAUCAAUGGGAACUGGGCUGUGGAUCCCCCUGGGUCCUACACAGCCGGUGGAACAAUCUUCCGGUACAACCGCCCUCCCCGGGAGGAGGGCACAGCAGAGAGUCUGUCAGCUGAAGGCCCCACAACCCAGCCUGUGGAUGUCUAUAUGAUCUUUCAGGAAGAAAACCCAGGGGUUUUUUAUCAGUAUGUCAUCUCUUCACCUCCUCCAAACCAUGAGAGCCCCACCCCAGAAGCCUCUAACCCCCAGCUUCAGCCUGAGAUUCUGAGGGUGGAGUCCCAGCCCGCCUCAGUGCCCCGCCCUGCCCGGACCCCAGGCACCCUCCAGCGUCAGGUGCGGAUCCCCCAGAUGCCUGCCCCGCCCCACCCCAGGACACCCUUGGGGUCUCCAGCUGGAUACUGGAAACGAGUGGGACACUCGGAGUGCUCAGCAUCCUGUGGGAAAGGUGUUUGGCGCCCCAUUUUCCUCUGCGUUUCUCGGGAGUCCGGAGAGGAACUGGAUGACCACAGCUGUGCCACGGGCGCUAGACCCCCGGCCUCCCCAGAGCCCUGCCAUGGCCCUCCCUGUCCCCCAUACUGGGAGGCCGGCGAGUGGACGUCCUGCAGCCGCUCCUGUGGCCCUGGCACCCAGCAACGUCAGCUGCGCUGCCGGCAGGAGUUUGGUGGGGGUGGCUCCUCAGUGCCUCCAGAGCGCUGUGGACAUCUCCCCCGGCCCAACAUCACCCAACCCUGCCAGCUGCGGCUCUGUGGCCAUUGGGAGGUCCGCUCUCCCUGGAGCCAGUGCUCUGUGCGGUGCGGGCGGGGCCAGCGGAGCCGGCAGGUGCGCUGUGUUGGAAACAAUGGUGAUGAAGUGAGUGAGCGGGAGUGCAUGUCGGGUCCCCCACGGCCCCCCAGCAGAGAGGCCUGUGACAUGGGGCCCUGUACCACAGCCUGGUUCCACAGCGACUGGAGCUCCAAGUGCUCAGCUGAGUGUGGGACGGGAAUCCAGCGACGUUCUGUGGUCUGCCUUGGAAGCGGGGAGGCCCGCGGGGCUGGCCAGGAGGAAGCUGGGGCUGGAACCAGUGAGCAGAGCUGCCCACCAGGAAGCCGCCCUUCUGACAUGCGUGCCUGCAGCUUGAGGCCCUGUGAGGUGACGUGGUGCUGGUACACAGGGCCCUGGGGCGAGUGCUCCUCAGAAUGUGGGCCUGGCACACAGCGUAGAGACAUCAUCUGUGUGUCAAAACUGGGGGCUGAGUUCAACGUGACUUCUCCUAGCAACUGUUCCCACCUGCCCAGGCCCCCUGCCCUGCAGCCCUGUCAGGGCCGGGGCUGCCAGGACCGAUGGUUUUCUACACCCUGGAGUCCGUGUUCUCGCUCCUGCCAGGGGGGGAUACAGACAAGGGAGGUCCAGUGCCUGACCACCAACCAGACUCUCAGCACCCGAUGCCCUCCUCACCUGCGGCCCUCCAGGAAACAACCCUGUAACAGCCAACCGUGCAGCCAGCGCCCUGAUGACCAAUGUAAGGAUAGCUCUCCACAUUGCCCCCUGGUGGUACAGGCCCGGCUCUGCGUCUACCCCUACUACACAGCCACCUGUUGCCGCUCUUGCACCCACGUCCUGGAGCGGUCCCCACCGGAACCUGCCUGAAAUGGGCCCGGGAGACCCUCUCCUCGUGGUUUUCUUAUGCCACCAGUGGCCACUCAUCCAUCAGCCCACUCUGUACCCCCUGGCUCUCCAACUGCCCCAGUCUUACCAGGGAUGUCUGUCCCCGAGGGUGAAGAGAUGACUGACAGUGACUCUCAAGAUGUUUGUUAGGUCUGAGUGGUGGUGUCAUGGUGUGUGUGCACAUAUGCCCCCAAAUGUGUAUCGGGGCAGCAUGGAUGUGUGUGCUCAUACAUGUGCAUAACUUAUCAAAACAGAGUUACAGACUGAGCAGGAAUGGGGACAGGACAAUGCCUGUUCCCUGAGACUUUUCUAGGCUGGGAGGAAAGCAGGUUUGCAGCUUCUUGCUAUUCUGAGCUACUUAGAGCGUGCACUCCCUGUCAAUCCCGACCUUUGUGUCCUAAACCUCACUUCUCAUAUCCCAGGCCUCACAUCUUCUAAUCCACCCUUUGCCCUCAGACCCCUUGUGCCCUUACCUAGUCUACCCUGACCUCUCAUAAUUGGCUACGGAGGGAGGUCAACUGAAGGUCCUGGGUGGCACAGUUUGUGCUCAACUACUAAAGGUUAGCAAUUUGAACCCAUUCAGCAGCGCCGCAGAAGAAAAGGCCUGGUGACCUGCUUCCAUAAAGCAGUUUUACUCUGUAACAUAUGGGGUCACCAUGAGUCAGAAUCGACUUGAAGGCAACAGUUUUGGUUUUUUUUGGAGGUGGGGGUGUUUGGCCACUGCCAAUCCUGCCUUUCCCCAAGAAGAGAGACUGCCUCCCCAGAGCAGGGACCAGCUGGACAGAGGAUGGAAAUGAAAAAUGUUACAAUAAGACACCCUAUGCCCUGCUCCCACCCCCACCUUCUAAAAUGGUUCCCACCCAGAACUAAUUUAUUUUCUAUUAAAGAUGAUUAUGACGAAUCAGAAA